AUGGAUACUAGUCUCAGUUUAAGCAUCAUCACCCUAACCACACUUUUGAUUAGUUUAAACCCAACCUUAGUCAAAUCAGAGGAAGGCAUUGAUGUCUUUUUACCCAUAUCACUCAACCUCACCGUCCUAACCGAUCCCCUCUCCAUCUCCACCGCUUCUCGUGACUUCGGAAACAUAACCGACGAAAACCCUGGCGCCGUCCUCUGCCCUUCUUCCACCGCUGAGGUCACCCGUCUCCUCCAUUUUGCAAACGGAGGAUUCUCUGACGGCGGGGGCUCAACCAGUCCCUUGCCGGGUUUUAAGGUGGCGGCUCGCGGACAAGGCCACUCGCUCCGUGGCCAAGCCUCCGCACCCGGCGGUGUCGUCGUGAACAUGACGUGCCUCGCCAAGGCGACUAAACCAGCCGCGGUGGUUGUCUCCGCAGAUGGAACUUACGCUGACGUGGCGGGUGGGACGAUGUGGGUGGAGGUUCUGGAGGCGGUAGUGGGGAAGGGCGUCUCGCCGGUUACUUGGACUGACUACUUGUAUCUCAGUGUCGGCGGAACGUUAUCGAACGCUGGAAUCGGCGGUCAGACGUUUAGACACGGCCCUCAGAUUAGCAACGUUCAUGAGCUGGACGUUAUUACCGGAAAAGGUGAAAUGAUGACUUGCUCUCCAAAUCUGAACCCCGAGCUGUUCUAUGGAGUUUUAGGAGGUUUGGGUCAGUUUGGUAUUAUAACGAGAGCCAGAAUUGCUUUGGAUCAUGCACCCACAAGGGUCAAAUGGUUUCGAAUACUCUACAGUGACUUCUCGAGUUUUACAAGAGACCAAGAGCGUUUAAUAUCAAUGGCCAAUGAUCUUGAAGUUGACUUUUUGGAAGGUCAACUGAUGAUGUCAAACGGCAUAGUUGACACAUCUUUUUUCCCACUCUCCGAUCAAACAAGAGUCGCCUCUCUUGUAAACGACCACCGUAUCAUCUAUGUGCUCGAAGUGGCAAAGUAUUAUGAUCGUACCACACUUCCCAUAAUUGACCAGGUGAUUGACAUGUUAACUAGAACUCUAGGCUUCACUUCCGGGUUCAUGUUCGUGCAAGAUGUUCCUUAUUCCGAUUUCUUGAACCGUGUCCGAAACGAAGAAGAUAAACUCAGGUCUUUAGGGCUAUGGGAAGUUCCUCAUCCAUGGCUUAACAUUUUCGUCCCGAGAUCUCGAAUACUAGAUUUCCAUGAUGGUGUUAUCAAAGGCAUUCUUCUCAACCAAACGUCAACUUCUGGUGUCACUCUCUUCUAUCCCACAAACCGAAACAAAUGGAACAACCGAAUGUCCGCGAUGAUAGCGGACGAAGAUGUUUUUUAUGUGAUUGGAUUCCUACAGUCAGCUGGUGGAUCACAUAAUUGGCAAGAACUCGAGGAUCUCAACGAGAAGAUAAUCCAGUUUUGCGAUAUCUCGGGCAUUCUGAUUAAAGAAUAUUUGAUGCAUUACACACGAAAAGACGACUGGGUUAAGCACUUUGGACCAAAAUGGGACAAUUUCUUGAGGAGGAAAAUUAUGUUUGAUCCCAAAAAACUAUUAUCUCCAGGACAAGACAUUUUCAAUUAG
Molecule: messenger RNA, 1575 nt
Organism: Microthlaspi erraticum
Lineage: Eukaryota; Viridiplantae; Streptophyta; Magnoliopsida; Brassicales; Brassicaceae
Source: the annotation of a GenBank genome assembly